AUGGCAAUACUCUCCAUCAUUAUGAUGGUCGUAUGCUUCUUAAUGUACAACCGUUACCAGUCGUUUGCGGAUUUCUACAGCGGCGUCGAAGGUGGUGGGAUUGUAACGCCCGCGAUCAUGACCUUUGUGCUGGGAUUGCUCCUGCUGUUGGCUUCACUGUUUGGAUUUGUAGGUAUUUUCAAGGAGAGUACCUGUCUAGUCAAUACGUAUGCAUUCGUUUUGGCUACUUUACUGAUUCUGGAUUUGGUUGUGGUCAUUCUGUCGUUCACAGUAGAUAUUAUAUCCGUGAAGAACUCUUUGAAUAUACCUAUUCAACAAUAUGUUACGGACUCUAAGAUCGAAAGGGAAAUCGACCAGCUGCAAACGUCCCUAAACUGCUGUGGCAGCGAAUGGUACAUGGACUAUGAGGGAAUGGCGUUUACGGCUAAACACUCCACAUCUGUCUUCCCUGCGAGCAACUAUGAGCAGCAAAUUGUAGUGCCUGCGUCCUGCUGCAUCACAAACGGCCCGCUGUUUUGUAUUAACAGGAGGACUGAUGGGUGCCAGAUGCCAUUGAUCAACUUGUAUAUAGAUAUAUCUUCCGCCAUUAGAGCUUUGGGAAUUGUUUCUAUGGUUUUGAUGACAGGGGCUAUAAUGUCCGCAGUGGUGCUCGCUCGCAGGAUCCGGCGCGCCAAGACCGAGAGAGGCGUGAGAUCGUGGACCAUCAGAGAGCGGAUCAUUAUAGCGCGCCGGAACCAGACCUCGCCCGAGCCGCAGCCAACACACCAAGACGCUACAGCGACAGACGAUCUUGCGCCGCCUCCAUACAGUGCUACGUAA
Messenger RNA from Bicyclus anynana (squinting bush brown), 819 nucleotides. RefSeq names its product tetraspanin-33-like. The transcript has 5 exons. The coding region runs from base 1 to 819 and encodes 272 amino acids. The record is from RefSeq and is a predicted model, not a curated record. Gene Ontology annotation, cellular component: membrane. Lineage: Eukaryota; Metazoa; Arthropoda; Insecta; Lepidoptera; Nymphalidae.